Aureobasidium namibiae CBS 147.97 is the source of this 1539-nucleotide messenger RNA. Its product is annotated as Hsp90 co-chaperone Cdc37. Gene Ontology annotation, molecular function: protein kinase binding; heat shock protein binding; protein-folding chaperone binding. NCBI's taxonomy places the organism in Eukaryota, Fungi, Ascomycota, Dothideomycetes, Dothideales, Saccotheciaceae. Gene Ontology annotation, cellular component: cytoplasm. The transcript is spliced from 2 exons. The record is from RefSeq and is a predicted model, not a curated record. The coding region runs from base 1 to 1539 and encodes 512 amino acids. Gene Ontology annotation, biological process: protein folding; protein stabilization.
AUGCCCGUUGACUAUAGCAAAUGGGACGCUCUCGAGCUGUCUGACGACUCCGACAUCGAAGUCCAUCCCAAUGUCGACAAGCGUUCCUUCAUCCGCGCAAAGCAGAAUCAGAUCCACCAACAGCGUGUCGAUCGCAAACACCAGAUCGAGACCCUCAAGUACGAGAAGAUCAUCAACGAUGGCCUGAUCAAGCGCAUAGACGACCUGCUCGACUCUCUGCAGUCCUUCAAACAAGAGGCCGAACAGGCUCAGUCAGGCUUCGAACGUUACAUCUUCCAAGCCCUCAUCAAGAGCACCGGCUCUCCUGACAAGGAUACCCCUCCACCCCCACCAGGCGGUGUCCACGCAAAUGUCCAAGACCCUCCACGUUACAGCAAGAUGAUGGCUGCUCUGGUCGAUCAGGCUAAGCAGGCCGUAGACGAGGCCAAGCCUGCCCCAUCAGCAUACUACGCUGCCUUCAUCACCGAAGUCACCUCACACAAGACAAAGAUCCAGGACCUGCAAGUCCAGCUACUGGAGAAGCUUGCUGAGCUCGAAAAGGAGGAAAAGGCAAAGAUCACCAGCGAAACUUACCGCACCGGCUUCGAUAGCUCUCACGUUUCCAAACCUUCAACCAAGCCCGCCCCCAGCAAGGCCUCGUCAGGUCCGGAACUUCUCAACCCUUCGCGUCCUUCGAUUCAGCAUACCGAAACUGGUCAGUCGUCUGGUGCUGAUGCCGAUAUCGAGGACGAAUCGAUUGUCACAAAACCCACUGCCAGUCUGGAUAGCGACGAUGAGGACAUGGAGGCCUCGCCCCUAGCAAAAAAGUUUGCCAAAAUCAGAGCUGGUGACUACCGCUCUUCUCUGGAAUUCAUCUCAAACAAUACCGAAGUCAUGGCCGAGAAAGAGACGGACGGCUUACUGGUCGAGGCUUUCAAUGCUCAGAGUGAUGGCAAAGACGACUACGCCAGACAGUGUGUCCAUCAAGCUCUGUUACUGCAGUACUGCAGGCAGCUCGGUCGCGACGGAGUACAGCUGUUCUUCAAGCGCGUUACUACACAGGGUCACCAAGCACAGAAGCUGUUCAUGGACGACGUCAACACAACAUAUGCCAGAAUCAGAUCUCGUACAAGAGAACUUGCCGAGCAGCGCAAGCGUGACGAAGCAGAGGGUACUGGUGGUGUCGAGCAGAUUCAGUUGCAUGCAGUCGACCCAAACACAACCAUCAACAUUGUUGUACCGCCCGCCGAUUCCACAGACGAAGAUGCCAAGGAGGCUCGUGCCGUCUUUGAGACCUUCCCUCCAGGCCUCCAACGCGCGCUCGAAAGUGGAAGCUUAGACAGGGUUAAUGAAGUCUUGGGCAAGAUGAGCGUCGACGAGGCCGAGCAAGUUGUGGCACAGCUCGGCGAAGGUGGUAUGCUGAGCUUGGAAGAGGGUGUGAUUGAUGCAACGACCGAAGAGGGCAGAAAGCAGAUGGAGGAGAUUGAGCGCUCUGGUAAGAUGCCUCACGAUCAGGAAGGACGCGUGAUUGCAGAGAUUGAGGAUCCAGGUAUGGAUUGA